Benincasa hispida (wax gourd) is the source of this 318-nucleotide messenger RNA. RefSeq lists its product as uncharacterized. The record is from RefSeq and is a predicted model, not a curated record. NCBI's taxonomy places the organism in Eukaryota, Viridiplantae, Streptophyta, Magnoliopsida, Cucurbitales, Cucurbitaceae.
AUGUGUCCUCUCAGAUUCAUCCUCGUUUUCCUCUCUGCAAUUCUCGCCGGAUACUUCGCCUGGAGAUCCGCUUCUUCUUCUUCUUCUUCUUCUUCUUCUUCUUCCUCAUCGGACAUUUUUCAGGCGACUGAAGAUUCUGAUAAAUCGCCGGCGGAAACCGAGAAUCGAAGCGUAACGGAGGACGGAUUCGGAUUGAAGAGGACGAUUCAGAACGGAUUCUGGACUUUCGUCGACAUGGCGAGCGGGAGAUUCCUGUGGAGGAAUUUGAACGCUUCGAUUCUCAACAAAAACAAGCAGGUUAAGGAAGAUUCAGAGUAA